CCGUCGUCCAAUUUCUUACCUCGCACGCGCUCGCUGACGACUCCCUGUCUCUCCAAUUCAAUUCAAUUUCUUACUUGGCUCCGGACACCCACACACCCCCCCCCCCCGCCGACGGGAUUCCGAGCCGCUCCCUCGCGAUAGAUCGGAGAAUCGAGGGGGAGCUGUUGGCGGAGUUCUGUCUUUAUUCGGGAAUUUAUCUUAGUUAUUCUGAUUGAUAAUGGUUUGCUUUCCGUGUUUUCGAUCGCCCGGUCAGGGAAAGGAGAAGGAGGUGAAGAAGAAGAUCGAAGGGAUAGGUGGUGCGGAUUGCAAGCAGGAGUUUUCCGCCGCUCCGUCAUCUCACCAUGGCAGUUCUGACAAAUCGAAGUUGAGGACCGAUUCAGUCUCCAAAACGGGGGCAUCAACUCCGAAAGAAGGCAAUGCUGGCAAUAUUGCGGCACAGACAUUCACUUUCCGUGAGCUUGCUACAGCCACUAAGAACUUUAGACGAGAUUGCCUUUUGGGUGAAGGUGGCUUUGGUCGCGUUUAUAAAGGAAGGUUAGAGACUGGGCAGGUUGUUGCCGUUAAACAACUUGACAGAAACGGUCUUCAGGGGAACAGGGAGUUUCUGGUUGAAGUCCUCAUGCUUAGCCUAUUACAUCACCCGAAUCUUGUCAAUCUGAUUGGUUAUUGUGCUGAUGGUGAUCAACGACUGCUCGUUUAUGAGUUUAUGCCAUUGGGUUCAUUGGAAGAUCAUUUGCAUGAUAUUCCAGCUGAUGUGGAACCACUUGACUGGAAUACCCGGAUGAAGAUAGCAGCUGGUGCAGCUAAAGGCUUAGAAUACCUGCAUGAUACGGCAAACCCUCCAGUUAUUUAUCGUGACUUCAAAUCAUCAAACAUACUUCUUGGCAAAGGAUAUCAUCCAAAGUUGUCAGACUUUGGGCUUGCGAAACUUGGUCCUGUCGGUGACAAGACUCAUGUCUCAACCAGAGUGAUGGGAACAUAUGGUUACUGUGCUCCUGAGUAUGCUAUGACAGGGCAGUUAACUGUGAAAUCUGAUGUAUAUAGUUUUGGUGUUGUGUUACUUGAACUGAUCACCGGCCGUAAAGCCAUCGACAACAGCAGGCCUGUUGGAGAACAAUAUCUAGUUGCAUGGGCUCGUCCAUUAUUUAAAGACCGUCGAAAGUUUGCCAAAAUGGCUGACCCAUUGCUACAAGGUCAUUAUCCGACGAGAGGCAUAUAUCAGGCACUGGCUGUCGCAGCAAUGUGUUUGCAGGAGCAAGCAGCUACUCGACCUCUCAUAGGGGAUGUUGUGACAGCAGUUUCAUAUUUAGCUUCACAAAAUUAUGAUCCAAUUGCAGCUUCUACUCGGAGUACUAGGAAUGGUCCAUCCACCCCAAGGUCCACAAGCAGGAUUGACAAUCAACAUGCUGUCCAUUCACCACAUCAAAAUUCUCCGGACUCUAGGCAAAGGGAUCCAAUAAUGAUUGCAUGUGAGGAUGCAAAAAUUGGCAUAGGGAGUUCAGGUGGGUGUUCUGGGCACACGUGGGUCUUGGAAGAGUUGGAAACUCGUGAGUCUCAGAUGGAUAGCCCAGUACAAGUAGGGAGUGUGAGAGACUCCCCAAAAGAUAUUUGCCACAAUCUUGACCGAGAGCGUGCUGUUGCAGAGGCCAAAGAAUGGGGUGAAACUUGGCGGGAGAGACAACGGAAAAAUACACCAGGCAGCUUCCACAGUACAACAUGACUAUAUGUCCUUUCAGAUCCAUUAAUUUGGAUACUGCUUUGCAUGCCUUAUUUUCAUGGAAAGAUAUAGUUCAGGGUUCAGCUGGUCAGGACACACAAGACAUCACAGGUUUCAUUAUGAUACCAAAUUCACUGUGAAAAAGCUGAUGCUCUGUGGAAUCUCUAUUUUUUUUCCGCAAAUCCGCUACAUCUUCUGAUACCAUUUUCCUGAAAUGUGUGUCGUGCCUCGACCAAGCCUUGUCCUUUAACAUACAAGAAGGCGUGUAAAAAAUUAAAGAAAAUUUUCGGAUUUAUUUUUCUUUUAGAAUGUAUACUGGCAAUUCCUACAUGCAAGUUGGUGCACAUUUCUGUGUAGGGUUUUUUGUAGCCUAGAUUACAAGUAAAUGUCAUCAGAUUUUUGUCCAUUAAAUCUGCAGAGCAGUUUGCAUAAGACAUCUCAUUUAUGUAUCUAUAUGUCUCAUGGGACUAUGCGUAGCUGAUGUUGUUGAUGUCAUUGUU
Molecule: messenger RNA, 2217 nt
Organism: Musa acuminata subsp. malaccensis (wild Malaysian banana)
Lineage: Eukaryota; Viridiplantae; Streptophyta; Magnoliopsida; Zingiberales; Musaceae
Product: serine/threonine-protein kinase PBL27
Biological process (GO): protein phosphorylation
Molecular function (GO): protein kinase activity; ATP binding
Source: RefSeq, a predicted model, not a curated record